UCAUUAAAUUGGGAAAACCCAGCAUCUGGUUGUUGUUGUUUUGAUCUGUUAUAUUUGGGAAAGAAAUUACAGUUUGUAUAAUGGCUCUACAUUUGCUAGAGGAUUGGUGCAGGGGGAUGAAUAUUAACCCUAGGAACUGUGUCCUGGUGACCGGGGUGCCGGAGGCGUUCGAUGAAGGCUCGAUAGAGCCUACCUUAAGGGCAUCCACUGAGUACCUGAGUAAGUGUAAAAUGCGUGGGCGCAUAUUUGUGAGGGAGGAUGGAGAUUUUGCGGUACUGUGUGAGCUGCCGUCGGCUGUGGACCCUCUACAGGUUCCAGGCACGAUAGCAGUGGAAGAUGGUGAGUGGAAGGUAAUAACUACUGGGAGCCAGCCCUCACCAGCCCCGGCCUCUGAAGUGGAGUUUUUAAAGAAAAUGUCAGCCUUUUUGGGGAAAGAGGGGAAGACCUUGGCUGAUAUGCCGGGUCUGUUGGGCCUUGACCCAGGAGUCCCACCCCGGGAGGCUGCUCCAUCACCUGAUGAGUGGGUGAAGGCUUUGGGGCAAGCAUUAGAGAAGGUUGUGCCACCCCAUCCUGAGUCAAGCCCCUAUCGUAAACUAAGGUUGUUUUCUGGGGGUCCCACCCCAAUACCUGGGGAGGAAGCAUUUGAACCCUGGCUGGAACACACCACUGAAAUGCUGCAGGAGUGGGCAGUACCUGAUGCUGAAAAGAGAAAGCGACUAGUAGAGUGCCUCAGGGGGCCAGCCCUAGAUGUGAUUCGCACCCUGAAGCUCAGUAACCCUGGGGUCAAGGUAAAGGACUGCCUAGAGGCCCUUGAUCAUGCCUUUGGGAGAACCGAGGGCUCAGAGGAUGUUUAUUGCAAGUUCCUCAAUGCCAGGCAACAGAAGGGAGAGAAAGUUUCUGCCUACAUGCAGAGGUUGGAGAAAUUAUUACAGAGAGCCAUCAUGAGGGGAGCAGUAGCGGUUGAGCAAAUGGACCGGACUAGAUUGGCUCAGAUUGUGAGGGGAAUUCAAUAUCAGAACCCAAUCCUUCUCCACCUUCGAUUAAGGGAGCGCCAAGACAAUCCACCGGGUUACUCUCGACUGAUAAAAGAGGUCCGAGAGGAGGAAGAGAGGCAGGCAGCUGGUGAGGUUUGGGAGGUUCAGCCACCCCAGGCAACUGCCACAACAUCCAUACGAAUGCCCAAGACGCUGAUGGUGAAUCCUCAAGAGGAACUUACCCAACGAGUGCAGGUCCUGACACAGAAAGUGGCUGAACUAAAGAAUACUAUCGAUUCAGCAAAGACUUCAGGGUACAAGGAACCCCGCGUUACCGCGGUCCAGAAGACUACAUUUAGAACCUCUGCCCCACCCCGGCAACACAGGAAAGGGCAAUCCUCCUUCUGCUACCGGUGUGGCCAGGAUGGGCACAUUGCUGCCAGGUGUCAGAAUGCAGAGAAUCCCCCGCUAGUAUACCAAAAGCUGAGGACCACCUGGGGAAAGUCGGGAAACGGCCCCAGGGCCUGGGAAGGGAGCCGCCUAGGCCUGCAGGGUUUGGAGGCUCCCCUGCGAAGAACCAUGCCACCCGAAUCCCACCAGGAUUGAUAGGACCUCGAGCAGAGGUCACUGUAAAGGUUGAAGGGACAGAAUGUAGAGCAGUGCUUGACACGGGAUCCCAAGUGACUAUCAUAUUCCAGUCCUUCUACCAGCAGAUGCUUAUGCAUCUGCCUAUACAGCCCUUGACAGGGCUUGGCCUGUGUGGUCUCAGCAUGGAUGAAUACCCGUAUCAGGGGUAUGUCAUUGUACACCUGGAAUUCCCAGAAGAGAUCGCUGGGGUAAGACAGGAGGUGGACACUGCAGCUUUAAUAUGCCCCGACCCUAAAGGUGUCUCUGAUGUGUCCGUGCUAAUAGGGACCAACUCCAGCCUCUUUAAGGUACUUGCAGAUUACUGCAGACAACGAGCAGGGGACCAAUACCUGAAUACCUUGGUGAUACACACACAUUGUGCCGCAGCCUACAGAAAAAUUGAGGACGCAAAAAGAGUGAUGCCUGAUUUGCCGGUGGGAGCAUUGAGGUACACAGGCCCGAUCCCCUUAGUGGUGCCUGCAAUGACAGAAAAGGAGGUGAUUGUCAUGAGUACCUGCCUGAAAGGCAGUAAGAGAACAUUAGCAGUGGUAGAGCAGCCGACCGAGGGAGGGCUCCCUGAAGGAGUGCUGGUUCUUGGUGGAGUCAUAA
Molecule: messenger RNA, 2210 nt
Organism: Chelonia mydas (Green sea turtle)
Lineage: Eukaryota; Metazoa; Chordata; Testudines; Cheloniidae
Product: paraneoplastic antigen Ma1 homolog
Exons: 1
Coding region: 81-1580 (499 amino acids)
Molecular function (GO): nucleic acid binding; zinc ion binding
Source: RefSeq, a predicted model, not a curated record